GGAGAGUGUCUACGUAUCGCCGCGGUAACCUUGAAAUCGGUAACAAUUAGCGAUUCGGGCAUUUAUGUCGCGUCCGUAACCGAAAAACGGCGUCCGAUCCGAGCGAGCCCGCGCGAAUGAGGUGGCAAGUUCAAGCCGUACCCCCGGGCGGUCGAAAAUUUUCGUCUCCGUCGCAUACCUACCUGCGGCACACCUGUCGACCGUUCAGUACGACUUUUCCACCUGCGCGAGAACGUGCUGUCGCUGCAGCGAGCCGCGCCGUACCAACUCCGUGUGUGCGUUUUCGUUUGUUUGCAGCCGCGUGAUUUUCGUUUUGCCGAGCCGCCGUUUUCGAAAAGCGAGGAAACCGUGACGGCGCCGCGACCAACGCUUCAAAGCAGACGCGGCGCGGCAAUGUCCGACCCGAGGACCUGAGGAUCGAGCACCAUGACCGUCGUCGUCUACGUCGUCGUCGCGACUCUUUCGGUCGCGGCGGCGCAGGAGGCUCAAUCGCCGUGCUACGGGGGCGGUAGCAUCGCGACGGCCGUCGUUCUGACGGCCGUUUUGUCGUUGGUCGCCGUCGCGGCGCUGCUUUACUUUCUGCACAGGCGUCGGCGGCAGAUGAUCAAAGGCAGCCACCUGAUUUUGGAAAGCGACCCCGAGAAAGGUCCGAAAAGCGACUUCGCGUUCGACAAUCCCGGAUUUAAGGACGCGACGCUCGUUUCCGAGAAACCGCCCAAGUGGACGCCGUGGGCCCCGUUGGCGGCGCUCGCCGCGAGACCGGAAAAGAAACGCGCCUUGGACGACUCCGUCCUGGAGAAUUGCGAGGUUAAAGUGGUGGCGUUGAAGAGCCGCGACUUUACCGGCCUGGGAUUUAGCGUGUGCGGCAAUAUGAAGGACGGCAUUUACGUGAGGGACGUAUUGCACCGUGGACCCGCCUUCGAGUCCGGCAAACUCGUCGCCGGAGAUCGCAUUCGAAGCGUGACCAUCAGUUUCGAGCACAUGGUGUACGAAGACGCGCUGGCCAUCCUCAGCUACGCCAGCCCCUACGAGGUUAUGGUCGAGGCCAAGAGCGGCGGCGGCGGCGGCGGUCACGGCCCCUCGGGCACCCCGCGUCACCCCGUCUACCGCAACGCAUCUUGCACCGACUUGUACCACAUAACCAAGUCCGCGAGAGGCGAGGACUACUCGUCCGGCUCGAACUACUCCAGCUUGCAAAAGUCGAUGGGCGGUCCCGCGGCCCUCCCCGAUAGGCUCGAGUCGAAAUCGCCAAGGUCCAAGGCGAGGAAACCGGACCCGGAGGAGGUGGUGACGGCGGCGCAGGUGCAAACGGCCGCGAAACCUCCUCCGGCCCACCCGGGGGUGGACGGGAGCCCGAAAAUCGAGGAGCAGAACGAGAACAAUCUGAACCUGGAGGCGGACGACGCGGACGCGGCGGAAGAUCGGCCGCAGCCUAGGAAAAGGGAGCGGAAGUCCGCGGAGUUCGAACGCGGCGACUCGGACAUCGAGCGCGACAAGAACGGGGUACCGCGAGAGAUACCCGACUACUUGGCGGAGGCGGCGAACGCCGCCAGGUCGAACCGAAAGGUCGCGGAAUCCGAGAAGAAGGGCAAAGGGCCCGCGCCCGCGCCGCCUCCCGAACGAGAACCCGCGUACCAUUCGGACUCGGACGAGGAAGCGGGGAACCUGUCGUCGGUGAACACCAUCGAGCUCAAUCCGGGCGACGUCACCGUCCACCAGUCGGAGGACGAGGAGCGCAAGACGGCUAGCACCGGUGACCUGUCCAAGCUGAAGCCGGCCAGGUCGAAGACGGGCGCGCUGGAGCGCGCCCAAAGCCUGGACAUCGCCGACGCGUCGGGCGCCAACCUGGUGAAAAAAAAGAUCUACGACGAGACCGAGAAUCUGAUCAUCGACAAGGAGCCGAGACUCUCGGUGAUCCUGGACGGUCUGAACACGUGCCAGAGGAACCGACUGAAAACGUCCGCCGAGUGGGGCGACCUGGAGGACGUCAUCUUGAACGAUCGACGGAGGCGAUCCGAGCCGCAAUUCGACGCGCUCCUCGACCUCGCCAACCAAAUCAAGCGCGAGACGCCGGAGGAGACGGUCACCAACGCGAUAUGGCCGGACGAGAGCGAAAUCCGAGGCGUCACGGUGCUCGCGUCCGAGCCGAAGCGCCGCUUCGUCUUCGGCGGCAAAAAGUCGCGACAGCGCGUGCCGCACCGGGACCCGGGGGACGAACCCGUCGGCGACGAGAGCGCGCCGUGUAAACUGAUCCGGGACGAGUGGGAGAUCGAGGAAUCGCCGCCGCGAUCGCCGACCCUCGUGGAAGAAGUGAUGGACGGCAUCGGCAACGUCCCCGACGAGACCAAGCACGUCGGCGACGCGAAAACGGCGACGGACGCGUUUUUGCACCACGAACGGACGCGAUACGAGCACGACACCAACGUGCCCGACGACCUGAAAGUAUCGCGGCACGCGACGGUUACGAGCCACGUCGUCGUCGCGGAGAACGGCGGCUCGAACCUGCACAGCCUCGAAUUUAGCGUCAACGAGCCGGGCGAACUUUACGUCGCCGCUAUCGACGACGUCGGCGUCGCGGACGCGGCCCCGGAGGAGGACGUUCGUCCCGCGCGGGACGUGGUGGAGAUCGUCGAGAGCACGUUCUCCCGAUUGGAAGUCGACGGUCCGGAGAAGACGUACGUGACCGAGAUCCAGGUGCUCACGGCUCCCGGUCGGGACGAGGCCGUCUCGAACGGCGACCACUUGGAGAGCGCGUUCGAAAACUACGUGAAAAAUUUCGAAUCGCGGCUCGAGAACUUCGAGAGCAACAUGCAGAAUUUCGAAAACAACCUGGAGGAGUUUAUUCGGGAGGAGCCGCGGCCGAUCAUCGCGGACGAGGAGCCGAGCGAGAUCGAGAAGCAGGUAAGCAAGAUCCAGGAGAUGGCGGAGGAGCAGCUGAAGCGGCUGCCCGAGAUGCGGUUCAGCACGUCCAGCUACGAGGGUGGCGGCCGGAAAACGCCGGAAAAGCGACACUCGUUCGAGCUGCUGCGCUCGAAUUUCGAGAGGAGGGACUCGACGGCGACGACGCCGCCCAAGUCGCGUAUCCCCAUCGCGACGACGGCGAAGACGCCGCCGAUGAGUCCCGAGAGGCGGGACUCGCGCAACCUGGACAACGAGAACGAGAGGGCCAUCCUGGAGUUGAUGUCCACGUCUACGCCUUUCGCGUCGAAAAUUAAACCGCCGAAGAACGUGACCGUUACCUCGAUCCGCAACAACUCCAAGAUACCGUCGGGGUUGCCGACGCCGUCGGGGAGGCCGCCCAUCGCCCCCAGGAAGCACGACGCCGCCUCGGACGCCGUCCAGAUAUCGACCAACGGCAGCGCGGAGAGCGGCUUCAAGCAGUGGGUGUUCAACCCCGCGAACGUCACCAACGUGACCGUCGGCAAGGACAAGUGACGUAGUUAAUUUCAGGUAAGCUCAGGUUAAGGAACGCUCAAGUCUAAAUAGAUGAAACAUCGUUUAUAUAUAUAUAUAUAUAUCGUUCACUUUUAUUAUAUAUUUUACUAUUUUUCACAUUGUUGUUGGAAAAUUUUAUUACUAAUACGGCAUAUCCAACGCAGUUACCUCCAUGUGUCAUCGAGUAAUAGCAAUCGUUGGUGUAUUGUUAAGUGUUAUUUGUUUCUCUGUAUAUACUGUAUGUAAUUUAAAGAUUGUUUGACUAUUUAAAAUAUAUCAAUAAACACGACAGAAGUAUAAUUGCGAG
Cylas formicarius (sweet potato weevil) is the source of this 3742-nucleotide messenger RNA. RefSeq lists its product as uncharacterized. Gene Ontology annotation, biological process: regulation of RNA splicing. Gene Ontology annotation, cellular component: cytoplasm; nucleus. NCBI's taxonomy places the organism in Eukaryota, Metazoa, Arthropoda, Insecta, Coleoptera, Brentidae. Gene Ontology annotation, molecular function: protein binding. The transcript is spliced from 6 exons. Bases 427 to 3435 code for a protein of 1002 amino acids. The record is from RefSeq and is a predicted model, not a curated record.